CCCGUCUUAAACCACAACAGUGCAUCUUCGUUCUUGCUUUGAUUUCCAUCAUUGAGAUUUGUCGCUGGUUCUCUCUCUCUCUCUCUCUCUCUGCAUUAGCAAGCAGCCAUGUCGGCGUGCCCCAAAGGCUUAUGCAGAGCCGUACCAGUCGUCCUCCACCUUACGCUUCUUCUCCUUUCUCCCUCUUUCUCCAUUUCCUCCUCUUGCUCUAAUGGCAAUUGCCAGGUGUUGGAUUCGUGUUCCACGGCUACUGACUGUGCCACGGGUUUGUACUGCGGGAACUGUCCUGCCGCUGGGAAAACUCACCCAAUCUGCACAAGAGGCCAAGCCUCCAUUCCCACUUCUAUUAUCAAUGGAUUGCCUUUCAACAAGUAUACAUGGCUAGUGACUCAUAAUUCCUUCAGCAUCGUAGAUGCGCCGCCUUUGCCAGGCUCCCAAAGGCUCACAUUUUACAAUCAAGAAGACAGUGUCACGAAUCAGCUGAGAAAUGGAGUUAGGGGCCUAAUGCUGGAUAUGUAUGACUUCGACAACGACAUCUGGCUUUGUCAUUCGUUUCGGGGGCAAUGUUUCAACUUUACCGCCUUUCAACCUGCCAUUAACACGCUGAAGGAAGUCGAGGCAUUCCUCAGCCAGAAUCCAACAGAGAUUGUUACCAUCAUAAUUGAGGACUACGUGAAAACCCCUAAAGCCCUAUCAACUUUGUUUGCUAAUGCUGGUUUGGAGAAAUACCAGUUUCCUGUCUUAAAAAUGCCCAAAAAAGGUGAAGAUUGGCCCACUGUGACUGAAAUGGUGCAAGAGAAUCACAGGCUUCUGGUUUUCACUUCGGUUGCCGCAAAAGAAGAAGAAGAAGGAGUGGCAUAUCAAUGGAGAUACAUGGUUGAAAAUGAAUCUGGGGAUCCCGGAGUUAAACGGGGUUCUUGUCCCAACAGGAAGGAGUCACAGCCAUUGGCAUCCAAGAGUUCAUCAUCACUUUUCCUGAUGAAUUACUUCCCCACAUAUCCGGUUGAACGAGAAGCUUGUGAAGCGCACUCAGCUCCGCUUGCUGAGAUGGUCGGAACCUGUUUGAAGGCAUCUGGGAAUAGAAUGCCAAACUUUCUUGCUGUUAACUUCUACAUGAGAAGUGAUGGAGGGGGUGUUUUUGAGGUUCUGGAUAGAAUGAAUGGACCGGUCUUAUGCGGAUGUAGCACCAUUUCCGCCUGCCAGCCUGGAGCACCUUUUGGUUCUUGCAAAAACGUUCCUCUCCCGACAAGAACUCCGGAAACAGUUGGCACAUCCGGAACCUUCUCUGGAUCGGUCCAGUUCUCAAAAUCACUGUCACCUAUCCAUUCUCCAAGUCACAUCGUCCUCUUCUUGUCAUGGCUCCCGUUGGCGAUAUUCAUGCUAUGACACAACCGCUUGGUAACUCUUAGGUUAGAAUGUUUAGUCACUUCCAGUUUGGAGAUGUUAUGCUCGGGGGGACGGGAUAUUGCCUCAGAUUUGUGGGUUUUCAGUUUUAAAGUUUCUGGCUUUGGGACUCAUUCCUCCAACUAUUUGGUAGAUUCAGCCAUUUCGUUCACCGUAUAUCUCGAGUAUUUGCAUAUAGGAACCGUGUGUAUGGAUUGAAAUGGCUGCUGCUCUAGAGUUUCAGAUUCGAUUCUGAUAUUUGUAGACUGCAGAUUUUUAUAGGCAAAUAUUGUCACGCCAUCAUUGUGUAUGUUUCUGAGUUGUGUCUAAUGUUUGUGCCUUCAUAUAUAGAGAUAAAGCUAAUAUAGAUUGUUUUGUGGUGA
Messenger RNA from Tarenaya hassleriana, 1766 nucleotides. RefSeq names its product PI-PLC X domain-containing protein At5g67130-like. Gene Ontology annotation, biological process: lipid metabolic process. The transcript is spliced from 8 exons. Gene Ontology annotation, molecular function: phosphoric diester hydrolase activity. The coding region runs from base 109 to 1386 and encodes 425 amino acids. Lineage: Eukaryota; Viridiplantae; Streptophyta; Magnoliopsida; Brassicales; Cleomaceae. The record is from RefSeq and is a predicted model, not a curated record.